Molecule: messenger RNA, 228 nt
Organism: Sphaeroforma arctica JP610
Lineage: Eukaryota; Ichthyosporea; Ichthyophonida
Exons: 1
Coding region: 1-228 (75 amino acids)
Source: RefSeq, a predicted model, not a curated record
AUGUCUGGCCACAUACCUCAACAAAAGAGGAAGCGUACUAAGAUCAUCAAGACAGCUCAGACGAAGAAGGAGGAAGAAGCAGUGGUAGCAGUUGCAUUGAAGGCCACGUCAGCAGCUGGAGUAGCAGGAGCAGCAAUCAAUACAGUUUCGACAGCAGCCGAAGACGCUAAGGUAGCUGGGGCUGUGGUUGCCAGUGCCGCAAAGUUUGUGGUACCUGGCAAACACUGA